AUGUUGCCUACCCAGUGCCUCGUGAUGACCUCCGGCAGUCAUGUCGUUCCGGCGCGUGCCGAAUACGCAGGGGGUCCGCUGAACAGCAGCGUGCGCGACAACGCUGCGCUUGACAAGCUGUCCAUCAAGCUCUUCUUUCCAAGCUUGGACACAGACCGACCGGUGGCAGAGCUUCCCGGCUACAAGGGGAUCUUUGUUUUCAGCCCGGAUCUGGCAGAUGGGCUCCUUUUCCUGGUGCUGACACAAACUCCUGAAGCCCGGAAGAUGUUUGGCGUGGAAAUGAACGAGGCGGCUUUUGGAAUGGUGUCCAAGCAGCAGCGCAGGGACAGGAAGAUCACUUUCAUCAGUGGCUCAGUGCUCAUCAUGCGGAACAAAGCUUCUGGACGCGGGCUUGGUCUCAGCAUCGAGGACUUCAAGAAGUAUACAAAGAACAUCCCGGACCUUGAUGUAACGUAUGCUCGCCCUGCUCAGCCGUUCCGGCUAGUCGCAAGGCCAGCAGCCAAGCCACACGCGCAGCCUGGACCCGACGCCACUCCUCCCCGAGGCUGGGCGCGGGGUGAGGUGCCGAAGCUGCCGGAAGGAUCUCGAACACCACAGGCUCUACAGGAGCGAGAUGGCACAUUGGAUGUGCCCGCCGCGAGCACGGCACCCACGUCGAGUCGCAGCACAGAGGUCGGUGACGGCCCGCAGCCGCCGCAGCCAGAGGCGGGGGAGGCGGAGGAGUCGGAGGUCGAGGCGGAGCUGACUGCGAAUUCUCCAGAGAAAUGGACCGUCGAGGAUGUGGCUAGAUGGCUCAGACGGAUCCACCCGUCCGGGAAAUGGAGCCUGAGGCACGUGGACAGCUUCCGGCAGAAUCUGAUCGAUGGCAAGGCGUUGCAAACUCUCAAGAACGAGGAUCUUCUGGAGCUAGGUGUACGGGAGCUGGGCCCUCGCAAGGUUAUCCUGGCAGAGAUCCAGCAGCUCUUCUCUCGGUAG
Messenger RNA from Symbiodinium natans, 975 nucleotides. NCBI's taxonomy places the organism in Eukaryota, Dinophyceae, Suessiales, Symbiodiniaceae. The record is from the annotation of a GenBank genome assembly.